This is a messenger RNA of Sordaria macrospora k-hell, 1863 nucleotides long. RefSeq lists its product as uncharacterized. The record is from RefSeq and is a predicted model, not a curated record. Lineage: Eukaryota; Fungi; Ascomycota; Sordariomycetes; Sordariales; Sordariaceae.
AUGUCGCUGACCCUCGGUAUCCCUCCCGAACGUCACGAUGCAAUUCUCGACGAGCGAGCGACAAGUUCCGAUGACGAUGCCAGUAGAUGGUGGUUUCUCUGCCGCAAACUCCACUUGUCCAAGAAGUUCCAGACCGACGAUGGAAAGUUCGACUCCGAUGCACUCGCCAAAGCCUUGAGCGAGGUCAUGGCAAGAGAUCGCGGCGAUAGAGAUGUACCGGACCUGUCUCGCUACACACCGCAACAUUGUCUCAGAGAUGAUCGUGAGCAGGAGCGGAGACUUGCUCGUGUGGAAAUCCUAAAGAUGACGAGUCAAGAGAUGGAAGUCGAAUUAAAGCAGCAGUUGUGCGACUUUAAAGAGACCACACUCGACAAAUACCAGUUCUCAUACGACGACUUCAUCCAUGUCCGAGAGUUUUCCAUUUGGGCUCAGAUGGUGGCCAACGCGGCUGACCUCGCCCUGACGCAUUAUAAGAACCAGAAAGACAAGGAGGAUCACCUCAAGUCACUACGACGCCUUGUUGUCGAUCUGGGGCAAGCCAUAGCCGGAUGCGACACCAUUCAGGACUAUAUCAGCAUUAACAAUCUUCUGUUCUGGUCAGCAGAGGGAGUUUUGAAUUUUACCUCAAAACAUGUACCAGCAGGAUCGCUUGGAUCCAAUGACAACAUCUAUGUAGGAACAGGAUCGUUGAGAUCCGCGGCCAAGAUGUUCCUCAUGAAUUACGUCGUGUCCAUCUUAGUCGUUGAGUCGAAGGCAAAGAUUUUGAGCCCCGGGCUGCCUGAGUUGGAACAGGGGAUACCAUCCAAGGAUCUUGACAUGCUUCUCAAGGAUCGUCUCGAGAUCGUGGACACGGCAAUUGGUUCAAUUCGGAAAAUCCAGCUGUUCCAAAAACCCCCCAGUUACCUUACAACUGACGGCAAAGUUGAUUUUGAGAGCUUCACAAUGGUAAUUGCGAAGGGGAUGGCCAUUGACACACAGUAUCCGCUGCCCCCGCUCAAGAUGAUCCUCGAUUUCGAGGGCGCUUGUUUCGUCGAGACCAUGAGCCCCUCACAGAGGCUUGGGCGUAAAUUGGACAGGAGUCGCCUACAACAAGAGGGGGGGUAUAGCAUUUUUGAAAGGCAGGAGACUGAGAUUAUGCAGCGUCUAACGAGUGACGGGUGGAUCAAAUCGAUCAUGGAUAGGGCCAAGAUCGUGUCCGAUGACUUGCUCUCGCCAAAGGCAGUGCAGGAGAUGACCGAGCAGCUGGCGGUGGCAAUUGGAGGCCAGCUGAAGGAGGGGCCCCGGGUCGUCUAUAAAAAGCCAGGGGAUGGGGAGGUCCAUGUACGGCUCACGGAAGUCCGACCCUUUAUCAUCGACUUGGGCGGAUCCGUGAAGAGGUGGAAGGAUUUCCAGACCUACUUGCGCUUCAGCCUCUAUCUCUUCUGGGCUACGGCUGACGCCUGGUGGUCUUUGCCUCCUGGCACCACAAACCAGGAAGCACGAAACAACGUGCAGAACACCGCCGAGAAAUUCUUGCGGAACUACCUGGCGUUGGUUCUGAUCGGUGAAGCCAAACAGGAGGCACAGAGAUUGGAGCAGUCCAAGGCCGAGCAACGGAAGCCCAAACAGCCCACCACAAGUUCAACUAGGGUAGCGGAGCCAAAGCCCGAGCAGCCCAAGCCUGACGAGCAGUCAAAGCCCGAUGAGCAGUCCAAACCCGACGAUGAGUCCAAGCCUGACGAGAAGUCCAGCACAGAUGCAACCGGUGCAGCGGAGUCCAAGCCUGAGCAGUCCAGCAAAACUAAACCCGUAAUGUACAACAUCCCCCGCAAACCGGUCUCUUCCACUCCGGGGGGAAAAUCGAAGUGCUGUAUCAUCCUCUAA